Molecule: messenger RNA, 588 nt
Organism: Daphnia pulicaria
Lineage: Eukaryota; Metazoa; Arthropoda; Branchiopoda; Diplostraca; Daphniidae
Exons: 2
Coding region: 53-499 (148 amino acids)
Source: RefSeq, a predicted model, not a curated record
UGCCAACUGACUAACUUGUUUGCUAAAACAAAUCUCUUUCACGAGCCCAAAAAUGAAAUUGACUAUUGUCUUUGCUUGUCUCUUGGCUUUGGCCGCUUCCGAGGACAAACCAAAAGCUGAAAAUGAGGACAUUCAAGUCUCCCCUGCCGAUCAGGACGUCGCCGAGUGGCGUCACUUCGGAUAUUUCGGUGGACACGGCGGAUAUUGGAGAGGACGUCGAUCCGCCGAGGAGACCAGCAAACGGGAAGAAGUGGCCGCGGCCGUUGAAGUUUCUGCCGACCAGGAAGCCGACGAAAUGUACGGCCGUCGUUACUACGGCUACUACGGUUUUCCUUACGGCAGUUACGGACAUUGGCGUGGACGUCGUUCUGCUGAAGAAGAAAAGAUUCAAAUGGCCAGCGCCGAUCAGGACGCCAACGAAUGGAACGGCCGAGGUUAUUAUGGCAGCUACCCGUACGGUUAUCGUAGUUACUACGGCGGGUACGGCAAACACUGGUAACAUUUUUGCCCCACAAAUAUUGAUUGAAAACAAGACAACAACCAUUUUGUACACUUUCAUACGAUUAAUAAACAACUCGUUUCGUUUCU